UAUAAAUAAGUACCCAUUUCCUUCCAUCUCUAGAGAGAGAAAAGAAAAACCUCUAACACCCAACAACCUCUCCCGCCAUGGAUUCCGACCACGAGAGCUCCGCCUCCUCCUCCUUUACGGCCGUUGAGUCCCGCUACAGCCGCUUCAGCGACUUCAGCUCCCUUUCCAGCUUCCGCUCCUCUUCCCCUUCCCCCUCCAAACCUCACAAAUCUAACCAAAUCGAAUGGGAAGCCAUCAAAAGCCUCCGCUCCACCGCCUCCUCCGGCAUCCGUCUCGACCAUUUCCGCCUCGUACGUCGCCUCGGAAGCGGCGAUCUCGGCAACGUUUAUCUCUGUCAGCUCCGUGAUGACCCCCGCUACUCGUCUUGCUUAUACGCCAUGAAGGUCGUCGACCGCGAAGCCCUCGCCGUUAGGAAGAAGCUAAGGCGAGCGGAGACGGAGAAAGAAAUUCUCCGAUCUCUCGACCACCCUUUCUUGCCGACUUUGUAUGCCGAGUUUGAAGCUCACCAUUACUCGUGUCUGGUCAUGGAGUUUUGCCCCGGUGGGGAUCUGUAUGUUGCAAGGCAACGGCAGCCAGAAAGACGAUUCACUGUUGCUUCUGCCAAGUUUUAUGCAGCAGAAACCAUCUUAGCUUUGGAAUACCUCCACAUGAUGGGAGUUGUCUACCGUGAUCUCAAGCCUGAGAAUGUGCUCGUUAGGGAUGACGGGCACAUCAUGCUCUCUGAUUUUGACCUCUCUUUCAAAUGUGUGGUUGUACCGAGACUCCUUCGCGCACCCCUUACUGUCAAUAGUAGUAUCAAGACGACGCCAUCUUCAUGUGUACCGCCACCGAUGCAACCCGUGAUCUCUUGCUUUUAUGGAGGUCGUGCGGGCCGCAUCGGUGGAGCCCAUAAGGUCAAAGUAAAACCAAAGCUUUCUCAUGUAGGAACGACGCUUGCAGUACCUACAGGAGAAGCAAAUAUUAAAGAGGAAAGCCAAGAAGUUGGUCAAUUCUUCCAUACUGAGCUAGUCGCUGAGCCGAUCACAGCACGGUCAAAAUCAUUCGUAGGCACACAUGAGUACCUCGCACCGGAGGUCAUCUCCGGUAUCGGCCACGGUGGUGCCGUCGAUUGGUGGACAUUGGGGGUCUUCCUCUAUGAGAUGAUAUAUGGAAAGACACCAUUCAAGGGUGAGAAUAAUGAGAAGACUAUCAUGAACAUUAUGAAGCAACAACUUAGCUUCCCAAAAGUGGAAGGUUUAAAAGACAUGGAAGAGUUGUUAAGAGCACAAGACCUUAUUAGUAAGUUGCUUGUCAAGAACCCAAAGAAGAGGAUUGGAAGUUUAAAGGGAUCAGUUGAGAUUAAGAGGCAUGAGUUCUUCAAGGGUGUGAAUUGGGCUUUGAUAAGAUCUGUGAAGCCACCUGAGGUCCCCAAAGAUCAGAGAUCAGCUUUGCUCAAGAGAAAUUCUAAGGUGGUGAUGUCAAAGUUGAGCAAGAAGGAGAGAGAUGAGCCUUUUCAAAUCCCACAGUACUUUGAUUAUUUCUAAGUGUUUGGUUUGUUGCAUAUAGAAAGUAAAUUUAUGAGCUUGUUAGAGACUAAUUGCUUAGAGUGUGAGAUUACUUGGAAAAUGAAAAACAUGACCAGAUGUACGUUCUAAUCACAUUUCAGCUUAUGAUGUAAGGCAUAUCACUUUCUGAUCAACAGCAAGAAUUUUUUUUU
Molecule: messenger RNA, 1696 nt
Organism: Dendrobium catenatum
Lineage: Eukaryota; Viridiplantae; Streptophyta; Magnoliopsida; Asparagales; Orchidaceae
Product: protein kinase PINOID 2
Exons: 2
Coding region: 78-1523 (481 amino acids)
Biological process (GO): protein phosphorylation
Cellular component (GO): nucleus; cytoplasm; plasma membrane
Molecular function (GO): ATP binding; protein serine/threonine kinase activity
Source: RefSeq, a predicted model, not a curated record